AUGGAUAUCCCAUAUAGGGCUACUUCAACACAACCCUGGUAUGGUUCAAAUCAGAUGUAUUAUUUUGGUGUAUUUAAAUUUGAUACUUUCGACAAAGAUAAUAAUGUGAGAAAAGUGCUCAUCUCUGAGAUAACACAGACACUUUUACAGGCACAUGAUCCAAAUCUUUUAUCCUCGCCAACUCAUGUACGUUGGGUUAUGGAGGCAAUUGGUCAAGGGUUCGCUUUGCCCUUAGAAGAGAUGGCAAUCACCGCAAAUUCUAAAGAAUUAUAUUCGCAAUGGUUGUUUGAGCCGAAUUUUAGACCGGCUGCAAUUCGUGAUCUUACUGGAAAGCCAGAAGAACAAAAGUUUUGGCAGGUAAUAUUUCAUCAUUACUCGCUACUCUUUCAACCUCGUACUCCCACUACAAAUCCACCUCAAGCCCCUACACCGACUACUCCAGGAUUUCCCGCUGCUGUUAAUCAAACAUCGUCCAAUUAUACAUAUAUACAACGACACAUAGAACUCUGCAAAGGUGUAUUAAUUGUAUUGACUAUGGCUGGGCGUACACUCGGCUCACAAUUCUCUGAAGAGACUUGGCUCGUUCUUUUAAAAGUCGUGCUCGGAGUCACUGAUUGUCUGCUACGAGAUCCCUCAACAACCAUGGGUGAUGAAUUAUGUGAACAUUUAUUACGAGUACUUUUUGAGUUGUGGUUAAGAUCUAGAAUUCGAAAUGUUGAAAUGUGGAAUAUUUUUAAAAAAUGUUUUAAUUUAUGGACUCAUCGAUUACAAACUAUUCAUCAAUGGAACGCUACCACGUUAGCGUUGACUCAACGUGUCGCUAGAUUACUUUAUGGUCCAAGAGAAGGGGCAGAUAUGGUGAGCAUAUCUGUUGGUGGAUACAAUGUUGGAUUAGAUCUUCCGACAGAGUUUGUGUAUUAUGCUUGGUAUCGCAUAAUUUACCUCAUAGACCAUCCGUGUGCAUUACCCCCUUCGAAUCUUGCAUUAUCAAUUAUGGGGAUCGGAAGAAUCAUUGACGCUUUUCAAUCCAUCGGAAAUUCGGUAUCUCAAAAGGCACAUCAAAAAGAAAGUUCGAAUCAAGGAUUAUUUUCUACUAUACCCGAUGGAAAUACUCUAUUAAACAUGUUUGGUAAAUGGCUUUUUGAAGCAUGUGCCAUAAACAAUUCCGAUCCUGAUAUACAGCAAGGAAGAGCCACUGCAUAUGGUAUCCUAUGUAAAAUAUUUUGCUCAACUGAACGGCGACAGAAAUUUUUGCGAAAUUAUAUCACGCAAUUUUAUCGUGCUUUAUCUGAAGGCUUGCGUUCUUCUAGUUGUCUCCCCGUUAUACUGAUGAACACUGAUUCACUUUUCGCGACUGAGCUCGAAGGCGUGAGAAUGAUGGUGCCUGAUUUUGUGGUCGGCAUAAAAAUGAUAUUGCCAAAACUCGCAUCAAAUUUCCAUACAAAGAUACCACUCGAUGAUUUGAGAUUAGCUGCAAUUAAAGUCGCCAGCACAAUAAUGUGUUUGCCGAAUCAUUUUGAGAGGGUAUCACUAAAAGAGAAUUGGGCAAGUGGAAUACAUCAAAAUGGUGAUAAGACAUUGGUUAAUGAUUCAGAUGAAGUAGUUGUUAAUGAUGUGGUCAGGUUUCCAGUUAAUUCUCAUUUCGACAUGUUUUAUUUUGUAAAGAUUCUAAACACGUUUUCUUCACAGAUCCGUGUAUUAUAUUCAGAGGAAGAUCUUCGAGAUAAUAAACAAAAUCAACCUUCAACAGAACCUUUUACAGCUCUGAAAUUCUAUAUUCUAGAAUUGCUUCUUACUUCACUUAAAACCGACAAAUCUUCCUACAAUCUUCGUUAUCUUCUUCAUUUAAUUGACGUUUAUGUUGUUGAAGAUGUAGUUUUUUGUCCGGGUUUAGUCGGUUUAGUAGUCAAGACUAUUCAAGAAAAGGUUUUGACGAUGACUCUACCAUCAGAUGUAACCUUGUAUGCAUUUAACGUCUUAAAAGAUUUUGUUGGAUUAUAUGACUUUAUACAAAGGGAUAACAAGAAUUGUGCCAGAGAAUUAGUAUUAGCGUUUUCACGUUACAUCGAUACAUUACUUAAUGGCGGGUAUGGAGGAUUGUCAAUAAAUUACCCUUUAAUUGAACUCGCUUAUGAUUGUAUGGUUCAUUGGAUACUCAUUGGGCAGUGGAUUGUUGGAGAUCAUGAUUGUUACGAAGCGGUAAUUUCAACAAUUAGUCGAGGAAUAUCCAUUGGAUUGCACGAAGACGAAGCCUCGAAUCUUUCUGCGAAUUCAGAAAAGAAAAAGAAUCGUAAAGAUGCAACUCCCAAUAAACUUUUUCUUCCUCGUAAUAUUAAAUCGGCUUCCUCAAGCAAUGAAAACAUAGCGAAUAACGGUAUACAAAUGCAACAAGGCAAAAAAGAGGAAGUUGCCAUAAAAAUUGCAGCUGAAAUUGCAAUGACUCAAAUUAUCAAUCAUCUGGGUAACUUCCCUUCCUGGUCAGAUAAUAUUGGCCCGAGCAGGAUUUCCACUUUAUUCAAUCAAGAUUUGCAACUAGCGAUGACUCAGAUUUCUGAGUCACGUGAAUUUGAUGGAGUUUCAGUACCGGAACUUGUCCAUUAUUUUUUGAUUGAUGGUCGCCUCAUAUUGGGAUUUGUAGAACUACCCAAAAAUUCAGAUUCUUUCAAUGUUGACGACGAACUUGCUACACCAACGUCAGCUCAUCAACAAAAGUUUUCUAAUCCUGAAAUAGAUGAUUCCGUGGCAGCUCCCUCGGUUAUUAUAGUUAUUCGUGAUAGCACCGGCAAAUAUUCUUGGACAUCACAUAUGCGAUAUAAAAAAUUAGAUUCUGAUAAUGAUAAUUCAAAAGCCUCUCAUCAAGAUUUUGACCAUUCCGACCCUGCAAUUCAUUCUUCAUCUUCUGUACCAGCUUUGCAAGCUAACACACCACCUUAUUUAUCAUUUGAUGUUCAAGAAGCGAAAAGCCAUGCAAAAGUUCCAAAGACACUUGCUUUCAACGAAAGCAAUUAUGUACCUAGUAUGGACAAAAUAUUAAAAGAGGGUAGUGAAAGUUGGCUAGCUUAUAAUAUCAUCAAGAAAUUGACGCUCAAACAAAUAAAUGCAGAAGAGCAUGUCAUGCGAAAGCAGCAUGGAAAACUUUUCAAUCAAAGUUUUAAAGCCGAACCAGCUCGAUUAAAUGCAAAUUUAGAGAGCCCCCAAGCUUUUCGUCUUUUUAUGUCACAAACGGGUCUUUUAAAUUUGGAAAAUCGGCACCGAGUUGUUCCUUUGAGAAUAUCCGAAAAAUUUAUUAAGGAUUUAGAGGCGCUAGAUCAAAUGCAUGAACGAGAUUGUAUAAGCGCUUCAGUCUUUUUUGCACGUUCUGGCCAGGAAUCAUAUGAAAACAUAGUUAAUCCUGAAGCGAUAAGCGAAGAUUUUGAAAAGUUUCUGAAUAGUCUUGGGUGGCCGGUUGAUUUAGAGACUCAUCCCGGAUUCAAAGGAAAAUUAACACCAUCGCUUUGCAAAACUGCUCCGUAUUUUGCCGACAGAACUAUUGAGCUUAUAUUCAACGUUCCAUAUCUCAUUCAGAGGCCUACCUCUAACACUACAGAUCUUACAACGUCAAUAUUCAAACGUGUGUCCGCGGAUGAUUACGUUUCUAUAGUGUGGAUAGAAGAUAUCUGCGGAAUAUACAGCAUAUCUCAAAAGAUAAAAAAAUCAGGACUAGUUUAUAUAUUUGUGCAUCCUUUACAAAAUGCAACGGGAUUAUAUUGGAUACGAAUUAUCAUGCAAAGUACUUUUCAGUAUAAUAAUAGUGAACGAAAACAAGGGAAAGGGAAAAACAUCUGGACAGCAAUCACAAAGUUAGCCGAGAACCCUAUGAAUAUUGGACCGUUAGUAGAUGGAAUGAUUGUGAGUCGUCAUGCGCUGGGAAUGCUAGUUCGAAAUACUACAAUAUCAGCACAUCACGCGUGUAGAGCGUGCACUGAGGCAUGUGCUAGACCGUAA
Molecule: messenger RNA, 3984 nt
Organism: Ambispora gerdemannii
Lineage: Eukaryota; Fungi; Glomeromycota; Glomeromycetes; Archaeosporales; Ambisporaceae
Source: the annotation of a GenBank genome assembly